Triticum turgidum subsp. durum (durum wheat) is the source of this 786-nucleotide messenger RNA. The record is from the annotation of a GenBank genome assembly. Lineage: Eukaryota; Viridiplantae; Streptophyta; Magnoliopsida; Poales; Poaceae.
AUGGAUAUUCAACCGCCCAUGGACAUUCUGCUAUCUUGUAAAGUGCUUGCCUGUCGCCCUGGAAAAUAUCUCGCCUCCGGUUCGUCUCAUAUCAACAGGCUACCAUUAUCUGGUUUUCUCCUAAAUGAUUCUUUUACUGUGGAAUGCACCAUCACCGUGCUUAAGGAGGAUCUGCCAGCACUAGCAGCAACAACCCGAGCUAAAGAAGUGUCUGGGUAUGGGUCAUCACCUAGCUUGCAAGACCACUUGGCUGAACUCCUGCGUACUGGAAUGGAAGCGGAUGUCACAUUUCUUGUGUCCGGCAAGUCUUUCGCUGCGCACAAGCUCAUUCUUGCUGCAAGGUCCCCUGUACUGAUGGCGGAGUUCUUUGGGGACAUGAAGGAGACGAGCUCUCGGUUUGUGGAGAUCAAGGACAUGAAAGCAGAGGUAUUCGAGCCGUUGCUUUACUUCAUCUACACUGAUCCUGUUCUGGAAUUCAGUCUUCAGCAUGAGAGAGUGACCAUGCUGGCUCAGCAUCUGCUCGCAGCUGCCGACAGGUAUGGAUUGGACAGGCUUAAGCAGAUCUGCGAAGGCAAGCUCUCUGAUGGCAUUAGUGUCGACACGGCAGCGACAACUCUGGCUUUAGCCGAGCAGCACAACUGCCCACAGCUCAAGGUUAAGUGUGUCGACUUCAUUGUUAGUACUCCUGCAAUCCUUGAUGCUGUGUUGGCGACGGACGGAUAUAAGCAUCUGGAGGCAAGCUGUCCUACGGUGUUGCCUGAGCUUCUCAAGUCUGCGCGGGGCUGA